This is a messenger RNA of Pectinophora gossypiella (pink bollworm), 786 nucleotides long. Its product is annotated as endocuticle structural glycoprotein SgAbd-3-like. Gene Ontology annotation, cellular component: chitin-based extracellular matrix. Lineage: Eukaryota; Metazoa; Arthropoda; Insecta; Lepidoptera; Gelechiidae. Gene Ontology annotation, molecular function: structural constituent of chitin-based larval cuticle. The coding region runs from base 43 to 609 and encodes 188 amino acids. The record is from RefSeq and is a predicted model, not a curated record. The transcript has 4 exons.
CAUCAUUUACUCAUCUGCCAUACCCGCAACAAGUAAAGCAACAUGAAAUACUUCAUCGUCCUCGCCUUGGCUUCAGUGGCGGCAUCAGCCCGUCUGGACGGCAACGUCUACCUGCCUCCUCACUCCAGGUCUUCUGGAGGUGCCAGCGCAGGCCUCCAAGCCCCCUUCUCUCAGGACCAAUCCCAGAAUUAUCAGGGACAGAGCCAGAACUACGCUCAGGGUCAGAACCAGAACUACGCUCAGGGUCAGAACCAGAAUCAAGCUGAAAUCCUGAAGUAUGAGAAUGAGAUCACCGAAGAUGGUUUUCAUUAUGCGUAUGAGACUAGCGACGGAACUAAGGCUGAACAAGAAGGCCGCGUGCUUCCCGGCGCGAAGCCCGAGGAAGGCUCCCUCCAGGUAUCAGGAUCGUACUCCUAUGUAGGUGAUGAUGGUCAGACCUACACCGUAACUUACACCGCCGACGAGAACGGCUUCCAGCCCCAGGGAGCUCAUUUGCCUACCCCUCCUCCCAUCCCUGAAGCCAUCUUGAAGAGUCUGCAGCUUACCGCUGGGAAUGGAGCUCAAUACAACAGCGGCAGGAGCAGCUACGACGCAGACAACGGUUAUUAAGCAGCAAAUAAUUAGUUAAUAUUACUAAAACCGCCAUUUUGUAUUUUUUUUUGUACUUAUUGUUUUAAAUGUGGCUGAGGUCAGGACGAAGAGGCCAGUAUGUGUUCAAAUUAGUCGUUACCUGUUAUUUUUUGUAUUAUAAAUCUUGUAAAUAAACAUACCUUUUAUAUAAAAAUA